UCACGGAUGUCCCCAAGUGACCGGACGGAGUACACAAAUGUCAAGUCUUGAAGUGAAGAAUAUGAUUUGAACGACUCGGAGUUUCCUCGUCGCCGAAACUGUUGAAACGACGCGAUGGACGAGGCGAAGUUCCUGAAGAGGAAGGUGCGAUCUGGAACCUUGGAUGUCCAUCCGACGGAAAAAGCUUUGGUCGUCAACUACGAUGUCGAAGCUCUCAUCUUGGGAGAAUUGGGUGAUCCGAUGUUGGGCGAUAGAAAGGAAUGUCAGAAAAUCAUCCGAUUGAAGAGUUUAAAUGCAGAUACAAAUGUUGCUCUGUUGGCGAGGGAAGUUAUGGAGAAGUGUAGUCUCAUACACGAGUCAAAAUUGCCAGAAGUGGAACAGCUGAUCUAUUACUUGCAGACUAGAAGAACACCGAAUGAAAAUGCUGGUGAGGGUAAUUCUCAGCUACCAAGACCGAUGUCCUCCUGCUGUGGAAACUCAGAAAACAGUGACACAGAGCGUGCCGUUAUCAGUAAUAUCGAUGGAUAUAUUGAACUCCUAUACGAAGAGAUUUCUGAUAAAAUAAAAGGCUCUUCAAUGAUUUUACAACUAGCCCGAGUACCAGAUAAUCUGCUUGAAUUGACAAAAAAUGAAUCACUGUUGAGUGCAUUGGCAAGAGUUCUAAGAGAAGAUUGGAGACGCAGCAUCGAACUCUCCACAAAUAUAAUUUACAUUUUCUUCUGCUUUUCAACAUAUAGACAAUUUCAUAACAUUGUGCUUGAAUAUCGAAUUGGCUCUUUAUGCAUGGACAUAAUAGACUUCGAACUUCACCGUUAUGACCAGUGGAAAGACGAUAUGGAAAAAAGAAAGCAGCAUUACGAAGAUAUUACAGGAUUCGCAUUAUCCCUAAUCACGAAUGGAAGCAAGUCUGAUAAGAAAGUUAAAAUUAACGAAGACGUCUGGUCCACGGAAAACCCUUUAGAUCUGGAAAUUAAAAGGAAUUCUGUUGAGAUGCCCAUAAAUCUCCCUGAAAGCGAUUUAAAAAAAAUUAAGGAAGAACUUGAAAAAAUCAGAAAGAAGUUCAAAAGUUUAACUAAAAAGCAAGAACAAUUGCUGAGAGUCGCAUUCUAUCUGCUACUAAAUAUCGCAGAAAAUACAGAAGUGGAGCGUAAGAUGCGAAAAAAAAAUGUGAUCGGUAUGCUGAUCAAGUCUUUAGACAGAACAAAUAGUGAUCUUCUGAUUUUGGUGGUUACAUUCCUGAAGAAACUCUCCAUUUUCCGGGAAAAUAAAGAUGUAAUGGCUGAAGGAAACAUUAUCGAGAAGCUACCUCGGCUCCUUCAAAACAGUAACUCCGACCUGAUUUUCAGCACUUUACGGCUACUUUUUAAUCUCUCUUUUGAUCCAAAACUCAGAGGGAAAAUGAUCAGAGUUGGAUUGCUACCGAAAUUGGUAAAAUUACUCAGUCAAGGUGACAGCAAAUAUGAAACGACUAUCUUAGGACUUUUGUAUCACUUAAGUAUAGAUGACAAAGUGAAGCCUAUGUUCGCGAAUACUGAUUGUAUUCCCAUGGUGACCGAUAUGAUUCUGGAGUCAAAAGAUGACCAGCUAAAGCCGGAAUUAAUAGCGCUAUGUAUAAAUCUAGCGGUAAACAGUAGAAACGCUCAGUCAAUGGUGGAGAAUAAUCGUUUACAAGGUCUUGUACAAAAGGCAUUUCAAUGUCAGAAUUCUCUUAUCAUGAAAAUGAUUAGGAACAUCUCGCAGCACACUACCACCAGAGAAAAUUUAGUGGAAUUCGUGGGGGAUUUUGCAAAAGCUCUCACUAAGUCAGAUUCCGAAGACUUUGUCUUGGAGGUGGUCGGUGUACUAGGAAAUUUGGUCAUGCCUGAUCUCGAUUACUCUCAAAUCCUCCAACGAUGUAAUCUUGUACCUUGGAUCAGAAACAAUUUGGUUCCUGGGAAAGCACAGGACGACUUAGUCUUGGAAGUUGUUAUUUUUCUGGGAACCGCUGCUUGUGACGAAGACUGUGCAAGAUUGUUGUGCAAAGCAGAUAUUCUCCUGUCUCUUAUCGAAUUAUUGAAAGCAAAACAAGAAGAUGACGAGAUGGUGCUGCAAAUAAUCUACGUAUUCUACCAAAUUGCUAAACACGACUCAACGAGAGAUUAUCUGAUUCGCGAGACUAGUAAUGAGGCUCCUGGAUAUCUGAUCGACCUGAUGCACGACAAAAACCCAGCGAUUAGAAGAGUAUGCGAUGCUUGCUUAGAUAUCAUCGCAAUGUGCGACGAAGAUUGGGCUGCGAGAAUUAAGGUAGAAAAAUUCCGUUCGCAUAAUCAGCAGUGGCUCGAAAUGGUCGAAACUGUGACCCUGGAUCCUUCUACCCAUUUAAUUCCGGACGAAGACGACAGUCUGUCUCCAUUUCUAAGCGGAGAUCUACUGAAGCAUACCAUGCUUUUUCCGUCCAGUAAGACCGACGAUGGGGAUCUUCUAGCCAGAAAUUCCUCAGAAUCUUCGGAAAAUCCAAGCCGGCCAGUUAGUCGGUACAGCAGAGAUUUUGAAGAUCUUGUCGAUCCAAUGGUACGCUCCAAGUCUCGCAUGUCCCUGGGUUCAGGAUUAGACGAAUACUACAGGCAAUCAGCAAAGGUAAAAUUAACAGAAUCGGAUGGAUCGCACGUGCUCAUAUAAACGGUUGUUGGACGGGAUGCAACAGUUUCGUCAAAACGGGAAUUUCGUGAGCAACGACGAGAAGCCUAGACCUUGUAUUAUUAUUUAUUCAUCGCAGUAAACUGCUCUAGAUUAUUAACCGGAGCGUUUGCCUUUCGCAUUACAUCGUUGUGAUUAUCAUUGAAUCUAUGCAUUCCAAGCAUUGAAAGAACAUGCAACUAGUACACUGCGGAUAGUCUCAAACAUUCUAACGUAUAUUUUAUUAUGAUCGUAGCUUGAGAAACGAUUACACAGGAUGUCUACUUAAUUUUAGAACUUCUGUCGACUUGAAAACCUUUUUUGGAUAAAAAUUUGAUGGUUCUUCCACUGUUACAGAAAUUUUAGAGCAGAUCUGUUCAAGGUCAACAUCUGCUUUGGUGUAAUUCACUUUUUUGUUUUUUGAUUUUAAAGGGAAAAAAAAGAGAUCCUCCAUCAUUUACUAACCUAAAAUAUUUUCUCAGCCGAUGAAUGAUAAAGGAAUCUCUUUGAGAUCAUUAUAUUAAGUAGUUCAACCUGCGUAAAUAGGAUUACGUGUGCACGUAUUGCCGUAAGGCUAAUUACACAGUUUAAGAAAAUGCAGCACUCUUUAUGCGUUUAAUAAGUAGCUUUUUCAGAGGGUGUCGAGGGAACUCGACCCCUAGGCCUGAUCUCAUUUUACGACAUAAUUAAGUUACAAACAGCUUAGAAAAUGAAGACGAAAUGAGAGCAAUACUAUAGCCGGAAUACCGUUAGGUCUUUUCUUUUAACGAAUAUUUCUAGUCAAGACGGCACGCAUUUUUAACAAGAGGAGUAUCAUUUUAUCGUAACAUUUGUUAUACUCUAUGUAGAUUCUGUUCAAUUUGUCGAUUACCACUGUUAUUUUCUAUUUUUAACG
Orussus abietinus is the source of this 3550-nucleotide messenger RNA. It is a transcript of the gene Kap3, whose product is annotated as kinesin-associated protein 3. Gene Ontology annotation, cellular component: axoneme; ciliary transition zone; kinesin II complex. Gene Ontology annotation, biological process: cilium organization; microtubule-based movement. Lineage: Eukaryota; Metazoa; Arthropoda; Insecta; Hymenoptera; Orussidae. The transcript has 16 exons. Gene Ontology annotation, molecular function: kinesin binding. The record is from RefSeq and is a predicted model, not a curated record. The coding region runs from base 115 to 2658 and encodes 847 amino acids.